CAUAAUGUUCCUUAAUUUACUUUAAUAACUCACUAACUGCAUAGAAAUAGCUUUGUCAGAUGUUUACUCCAUAUCUUAGGUCUUAAGUUCUGCAGAAAACUGCUAAAAUUCGAGCUACUUAUUUGUAAUGGAAAAGAUGAAGUUUUCAUCAGAAAUAGUCACCAGAAAACUAGGAGGACUUCGAACCAUGCCUUUUAUCAUAGCGAACGAGGCAUUUGAAAAGGUGGCAAGUACAGGGCUUCAUGCAAACAUGAUUCUGUACCUGGUUUUUGAGUAUCACAUGGAUGUUGUUACAGGAACUACUAUUUUGUUCUUGUGGAAUGCCAUUGCGAAUUUCAUGCCAAUCUUGGGAGCCUUCUUGUCUGAUUCCUACUUGGGCCGCUUUCGUGUCAUUGCUUGGGGCACAGUUGUUACCUUAAUUGGAACUAUCAUUCUGUGGUUCACAGCCAUAAUUCCAGAAUUCACGCCUCCUGAUUGUGAUAUUCGACAGCCAAGAGAUUGUGUGAAGCCAGACUCAGGGCAGCUAGCACUUCUAUUCAUCUCACUGGCUGUUAUGGCAAUAGGGGCUGGUGGAAUUAGGCCGUGUUCUCUAGCAUUUGGUGCAGAUCAGUUUGAUAAGCCUGAUAACCCGGAAAAUGAGAGAAUUCUGCAGAGGUUUUUUAACUUGUACUAUGCCUCAGUUGGAAUUUCUCUCAUGAUUUCAGUAACUGUUAUAGUGUAUAUUCAAAACAAAUUCGGGUGGAUUGUGGGAUUCGGAGUUCCAGUUGGAUGCUUGUUACUGUCAACAGUACUAUUCUUGAUUGGCUCUCCUCUUUUUAUCAAGAUAAAGCCAAACAAGAGCAUGCUUCAAGAUUUUGUUCAAGUUAUUUCACUAUCUUGGAAAAACAAGCACCUCGCUUUGCCACCCGAACACUUGGAUGGCUGGUAUCAUCAUAACAAAGGGUCUAAAUUUGUUUCACCAACAGAGCAGCUGAGGUUCCUAAACAAGGCUUGUAUCCGUAGAAUUGGAGAACCAGAUGGUUUAACUAUAGGGCCAAAGGACAGCAUAUGCACAGUUCAACAAGUAGAAGAAUUUAAAGCUCUGAUCAGAGUACUCCCAAUUUGGUCCACAGGCAUCAUAAUCGCGGUCACAGUUAACCAACACUCAUUUCCAGUACUCCAAGCAGACACAAUGGACAGAACUUUAGUAGGAGACUUCAAGAUUCCAUCAGGCUCCUACGGAGUAUUCACACUUCUAACACUAACUAUAUGGGUUGCAGUAUAUGAUCAACUGAUAGUACCCCUUAUAACAAAGAUCACGAAAAGGCCAGGUGGUCUUACCCUCCAGCAACGUAUGGGAACCGGGCUAUUUCUCUCCAUUGCUGCCACUGCAGUGGCAGCAAUAACUGAGAAUAUCCGUCGACAACAUGCCAUCGAUGAAGGACUAGUAGACACUCCUAAAGGGGUGGUGAACAUGUCAGCAAUGUGGCUGAUUCCACAGUAUGCUUUAAUAGGACUAGCUGAAGGAUUCAAUGCAAUUGGACAAAUAGAAUUCUACUACUCUCAGUUUCCGAAGACUAUGGGAAGUAUUGCAGUGGCUCUUUUCGCAUUAGGAAUGGCCUUUGGGAACUUGUUAGGCAGUUUGAUUGUGGAAAUUGUAGAUAAAGUUUCCAAGCAUGGUGGCAAAGAAAGUUGGGUUGGAAAUAACUUGAACAAAGGCCAUUAUGAUUAUUAUUAUUGGGUCCUUUCAAUACUGUGUGCAGCAAAUUUCUUGUACUUCUUGGUGUGCAGUUGGGCUUAUGGGCCUAAUGUUGAGCAAAAGGUCUGGAAUCAUGAUGAAGAGGAAAGCAUGGAAAUGGAGGGAGAUUCAAAGCUAUAUGAAUCCUCAAUGAUAUCUAUUGCAUUAUCCAAGCAAUCUCCUCUUCAUGUAUACUGACAUCUAAGUACCAGUAAACUUCUGUUUUGGUUGUAGUUAUCACUCCUGGCUAGCUUUAUGUGUAGCAAAGGUUAUCAUGCAACCCUAAUGUUAGGUUCCUUUGUUGAUGAAAUGUUAUUAUUAACCUGAUACAACUUGACAAAUGAUGGUUAUAGUUGUUGUUAGCCUCCGUCAAAAACAAGCACAAGCAAUUAAAUAAAAGUUGUUCAUGUGUGUAUAUGUGACG
Molecule: messenger RNA, 2141 nt
Organism: Daucus carota subsp. sativus
Lineage: Eukaryota; Viridiplantae; Streptophyta; Magnoliopsida; Apiales; Apiaceae
Product: protein NRT1/ PTR FAMILY 1.1-like
Exons: 4
Coding region: 128-1915 (595 amino acids)
Biological process (GO): transmembrane transport; oligopeptide transport
Cellular component (GO): plasma membrane
Molecular function (GO): transmembrane transporter activity
Source: RefSeq, a predicted model, not a curated record